Messenger RNA from Spodoptera exigua (beet armyworm), 5076 nucleotides. The record is from the annotation of a GenBank genome assembly. Lineage: Eukaryota; Metazoa; Arthropoda; Insecta; Lepidoptera; Noctuidae.
AUUCAAAGCAAGUUGUGCUUGUAUUGGAUGAGGACAAGUGUUUGGUUCGUGGAAUGAUGUGCAGUGCCUUGUUGCUUGAACAUAAUGCAACUUAUUAUUUAAGUAAUAUGUACGUUUUCUAGCUUCGAAAAGCUCGAAAGCUAGCAUUAAUAAACUAUGUCACAAAUAACUUUUAGUGUGAAAAUGUUAAGUGAUAAAGUUUGUGUUCUGUGCGUGGUGCAUUUGUUAAUAUUAUUAGCACUGACAAAGGGCACUACUGAAGCUCAAGAACUAAGACCGCCUGCAUUAGACUUUAAUAAACACAGACUAGUUCAGCCCACUGUACAUCAUGGUAGAACGAGAAGAGAAAUCUCUACAACUAGAGACACGAGCGGUGCACAUCAUCCAGAAGUGACAGUGACGGUUCCCAUAGACGGACAAGAAUACGUGUUGGACCUUAGAUUGAACCUGGAUCUAGUCACAGACAACCAUGUACUUAGGUACCAAAAGAACGGCAAGACUGUCUUACAUAAACCUAAGAAAGAGGAUAUAGACUUAUGUCAGUACUCGGGCACGGUGAGAGGCAAACCUGGCUCGUGGGUGGCCGUGUCCACCUGUCAUGGCGUCCGAGGUACCAUUUUCGAUGGAGAACGAAUGAGAUACAUUGAACCGGCUGAAGGGCCGAGCAUACAGUCGAACCACUACAUUUACGACCAUGGAGACUUAAACACCAACUUCCAUUGUGGAUACGUUGGCGGGGUGACAAAGAACGAAAGCUACGACCCCCAUCUCUUCAAGAAGUAUACCAGUGAACAGGAAAUGCAGAGAAGCAGGGCUAGUCGUUACAAAAGAUACGCGUCAGACGAUACGCAAGUAAGGGGGCCUUAUAACGCGAACAAAUUGUCGCGCUACGUGGAACUGGUACUGGUAGCCGACAAUAGGGAGUACAAGGCGAACGGAGAGAACAUACAGACGGUCUACCGACAGAUGAAGGACGUCGCUAAUAUUAUUAACUCGGUAUACACUCCAUUGAACGUCUUCAUAGCUUUAGUAGGAGUUGUAGUAUGGACAGAGAAUGAUGAGAUCCAUCUUGAAGAGAAUGGGGAUAGAACUCUCAACAAUUUCCUCGGAUACCGCAAGUCCGUGCUUGUCAGAGACAUACCUAACGACAACGCUCAGUUGUUGACCCGCCAAAAAUUCAACGACGGUGUAGUAGGAAAGGCCUUGAAAGGCCCAAUAUGUACGUACGAGUUCUCUGGAGGCGUAUCGACGAAUCAUUCGGAAGUUAUUGGCCUUGUAGCAACCACCAUAGCUCAUGAGAUGGGUCAUAACUUCGGUAUGGAACAUGACACCGAUGACCUCUGCAAGUGCCCUGAUGCGAAGUGCAUUAUGAGCCCUUCUAGUACAUCUGUGACACCGGUGCAUUGGUCCUCUUGCAGUUUGAGCUCUAUAGCCUUGGCUUUUGAACGUGGAAUGGAUUAUUGCUUGAGAAACAAACCAAAACGUCUAUUUGACUCGCCGACGUGCGGCAAUGGGUUCACGGAGCCGGGCGAGCAAUGUGACUGCGGCAGUAUGGCGGACCCGCGCGCCUUCAACCCGUGCCACGCUUGCUGCGACCCACUCACUUGUAUGCUGCGGUCCAACGCCACUUGUGGGGCUGGCAUGUGCUGCGAUUUACAGACGUGUCGUCCGAAAUCAGCAGGUACAGUCUGCAGGUCAGCGGACCGCGAAUGUGACCUGCCUGAGUAUUGUACCGGGUACUCGGAGUAUUGCCCUGAUGAUGUCUUCAAAAUGGAUACCACGCCCUGCGGAAAAGAUGGAGAGAAAGCCUACUGUGUUCGUGGUUCGUGUCGAUCCCAUACUGAUCAGUGCCGUCUACUGUGGGGUACCACCGGUGAAAGCUCCCAUGACAAGUGCUAUACCAGCACCAACGUUAAAGGAAACAAGAGCGGUAACUGUGGGUACGAUCGCUUGAACCAGCGCUACGUACCGUGCAGCCCGCGCGACGCUAUGUGCGGGACCCUGCAGUGCAGACAUCUCAACGAGAGACUCGAGUUUGGAAUGGAGUCCGUCGCCCUACUCUCUGCUGUCUUCAUUAACAAUAAUGGUACAAUCAUCCCCUGUCGAACAGCCAUCAUAGAUCUGGGUCUCAGCGAUGUUGAUCCCGGUUUAGUGCCCGAUGGCGCUAAAUGCGGCGAAGAAAUGAUGUGUCUGAACCAACGUUGCGUGCCAGUCGCGGUUGUAAGGGAUCGCAUAGCUACCAUCAAGUCUUCCGUCUGUCCGUCCAACUGUUCAGGACAUGGUAUCUGUAAUUCUGAAGGUCAUUGUCACUGCGAGCCGGGCUUCGCCCCUCCGUUGUGCGCUCUCCCUGGCCCCGGUGGGUCUUCAGACUCAGGCCCUGCUACAGAUCCUACAAUCCAACGCAACUUCAUGGUGGCGAUGUACGUGAUAUUCCUGGGCAUCAUUCCCGCCAUCCUGCUUGUGCUGUUCCUCAUCUACUACUCCAGGCACAACGUGCUCCUCUGGUGGAAGAAACCACGGAAAUCGGCCCCUUCGCCGAAGAAAGCAAGUCUGCAACAUCGCCUCUCGCGCAGUGCCAGCAAAUUUGCUGCCAACUUCCAAAGUAGUAAUCAAAAUCAUUCUCAACCCGUCAACGUCCAUACUCUCUCCAAUCCUGAUGAUAUGAGCUCCAGUUUACUCAGAAGUGACUCUGACAGAAGUCCUCCAGGAAACAUCAACCCUUCCGUGAACUUCUUUGGCAAUUUCAAAGGUUUUUCCCUUACGCCCAUAGAAAAAUCAACCCCUACAGAGAAAGAUGAAACUGAGGUCCCAAUUGCUCCUAAAUCAGUUAAAACUAUAACUGAUCCUAGUAACAAAAGUGCCAAAAUAACCCCCGUACAUCGAAGCGGCAGUAACAGUCAAAGUAUUGUAAACCAAGGAGUUUUGAAACCGGUUUUACGAAGUGCUCCCCCUCUGCCAGUGGUUCCGACAACCACGAAGACCAGCCCAAAAACCAGUCCUUCAGUGAAACGCACUAAUAGUACAGUUCAAAAUAAGAUCAAGGCUUUAAUGAAUAAUGAAAAGACUGAUGAGGUCCCAACGACUGCUGCCAACCCUCCACCAAGACCUGUGAUUUCCAGCCCCAUUCUAGAAGCUUCUACGUGCACUGCAAAAGAACUUAUAUCUCCCUUACAAGGUUCAAAGACCUUAGGACCCGUGAGGGCAGCACCAACUGUGCCAAUGUCCCCAGACUUUCCCAAAAGACCUCUAAGCAUGCAUUCAGCUGGAGUUCCACAAAAACCUCUUCCAGAAGAACCGAAGAAAGUCAAAGAAGGUAUUUCCUUAAACCGCAUAGCGUCGUUCCUAAAACAGGACAAACCUAAAGAGAAAGAACGCAAUCCUGUUGAAAGAAGUCAUUCUUUACCAAAGAACCAUAAUAAUCAAGUUAAAGUUCCCAAGGUCGACAAAGUCCCUCUAAGAAAUUUGCAGAUCUCCAAUCCUAUACUGCAAAAAGAGAUAGAACUUCCAGUCAAGUCUGUGCCUGUUGUGUCAGAUUCUGAAGAUGGGGAUGAUCCUAAGGCGUUUGUCAACCGCGCGCAGAGCAUGAGGGCUCCUGCGAGUCAAAAGCCUGUUUUACAAAGCUUUGGUUCUAUGAGACAGGCCCCAGUCGCGCCGAGACCUUUGUCAGUAGUUGGAAGACCGACAGCCCCACCUCCUCCAUUACCAAAUAACUCUGAACCUCCACCGCCACCAAAUCCAAAACCGCAACCUGAAAUCAAAUCAACCGACUAUGUGGACUGUAUUGAAGAAAAACAGGCUCCUUUAGCUCACAUAGUUGAGGAAUCACCUGAUAAUAUCUAUGCUGUUAUUGAGGAGAGUCCAGAGAAACACUCAAAGCCUCUACCUGGUGUCCCUCCACCCAUAAAGACCACUCCUCAAGCUCCUCCCGAAGGAUACAAUACUCCUAAAGUAAUUCCAUCGAACUCUGGAAGCACUGAAAGUAUGGGCCUACUUGGAGAAAUAGUUAACGAAAUACAAAAUCGUAACUUUGAAUCUAUUUACUCUGCAUCGACUCUUUCUAGAAAGAAAGAAAAGGAAAGGAAGGCGAAAGAGGCAGCGAAUAAAGAAGCCAAUAGAGACAGUACGUAUAUGAAUUCAGAGCAUUAUAAAACUCCUGAGAGUGUUUAUAGCAAUUCUGGAGCCAAAUCUAACGUAUCGACGACCAGUAGUGGGUACUUACAUCCUUCUGCUGUCAAUGUACCAACUUAUCUAAAGAAGGAUGAACCAAAAGAAGAAGAUAAAGCCCCACCUCUACCGGGGCCGAACUCCAAAAUACCAACAUUCGCAAGACAAGUGACGCCACCAGGCCUCAGAAACACAUCCACAUUCAGAAACGUGCCUCAAUCACCAAAAGUAGUUAAAAACUUGAACUCAAACCCGAAAUUAUCGAACAGUCCAGAUUUGGUUUCAAGCUGUGCAUUGCCAGAUACGAAGAAUGUGAAACCACCCGAUGUUAUAAAUAACAAUAAGCUACCAAAUGACACGACCAAAGUGACAAACAAGCCGGCGGUUACCACGAAGCCGAAUGACAACCGACCGCCUCUUAGACCGGCGCCCGCAGAGCCGAAGAAAGCGAACAAAGUCACGCCACCUCUUAAACCAGUUAAUUCUAACUCUAAUUUAAACAAAACAGAGAAAACACCGUCCACAAACCGUGGCAUUUCUAAAGUAGACUCCGUCAAAGCUAUAGCGGACAAUUUAAACAAAAAUAAACCUAAAGUAGUCCCCAAACCUACCACAGUCGUCCAAAGGACAGAUAACAAACCCAACCAAACAAAAUUAACGGCCAAACCAUCGAAUGUUGCCAGUUUACAGCAGAAAUUCGAAAAUAGAAAGUCGUUGGGCAAAGAGGUUGCCGUAACAAAAAAAUAAUUUACAAAUGGCAAGUAAUUUAAUUGAGUUAUCUAGUCUGUAAAUAUAUUUAUAUGGCCAUUAGCGGAAAGAAGACUCGGUAUUUGAACAGAAUAUGUAAGGAUCUGAUUUUUACGAAGGAUUUUAUGUGAUUAGUUAAAUCGUAGGGUGAGUUGUCUAUUGGUU